Messenger RNA from Wyeomyia smithii (pitcher-plant mosquito), 2498 nucleotides. RefSeq names its product protein yellow-like. Bases 754 to 2304 code for a protein of 516 amino acids. The transcript has 3 exons. NCBI's taxonomy places the organism in Eukaryota, Metazoa, Arthropoda, Insecta, Diptera, Culicidae. The record is from RefSeq and is a predicted model, not a curated record. Gene Ontology annotation, cellular component: extracellular region.
CAUCACAAGACAGCCUGUUGCGGGUGUCAAAACUCAGCGAAUCCUCACCGAAUUCGUCGUACGGGGCAGUAGAAUAGGAAGGUAGUUUACACUCAACAUACUAGCGGCUCAUUGCGCUAUCAUCUACUGUAUAUCUACAACUCGACAGUCACUAACGCUGCUCAGUUCACGACUGGACGAUCUUGGGAUAACACUCAAUGCGCGCAGAUAAGUGCUUGUACUGUGGGUUGAAUUCGUUUACAUACUUGGAGAAGCGGAAGCGUCAGAAGUUGUGUGCUUAGCUGGGUGAAACCGGAAGCUACACUGAAGGAGAAAGUGAAGCAAGCAAAGAAAAGUGUUUGAUUUGUGUUAGGUUUUACGAACCCGGGAACGAACGUUUGUCACACAAACCAUAUCGUCAUCAUCAUCAGUUUCCACAAAGGCGAGCCGUAGUAAAGCGUGUGCAAGUGAUAAUUAAAAUUGGCUUGGUGAAGAAAGGCGAAUUGUGGUCGCAAAAUACUGCGACGAAACGACAAAAAUACACACUGGAACUAGAAUCGACUUUCUGUUUGAUGUGAAGACUAGCAGUGAAAUAUAAAAGAAGGAACGAUAUUGAAGAGAACGAAGUGCCAAGAUAUUCGACGAUAGCAUUCAUUAGGCAGGUGAUGAUAAUUGACGGUUCGAAGUGAGAUCUGUUUGCAGUAGCCAUCGAGUUGCAGUGUGAGCAGGGUGUGAUUAUACAUACAAGUACAUUGAGUAUAGACCGGUGCGAAAAUGACAUUGAAGUGCUUAUUAUUGGUUCACUGCUUGGGUCUGUGCGUACUAGGAAUACGAGCACAAUUCUCACAGCAGCCCAUCCUUAAUCCCCCAACACCAGCCGUUCCCACCACCCAGUCGGAGAGGCAGUUUCGAGUGGUUUAUGAAUGGAAUGUUCUGGAUUUUGCAUUUGCUAACGAAGACGAGCGAGCUCGGGCACUGUACCUUGGAGAAUAUAUCCCUAGGAAUGUGCUGGUAUCGGAUGUAAAGCCAUACGCCAAUCGGCUGUAUGUAACCGUUCCUCGAAUGCUGGCCGGAGUUCCGGCAACGUUGGGCUAUUUCGUGCGGCCAGAGAAUAAUGGAAGGACAGAUCCGGAAAUAGUUCCAUUUCCAUCAUGGGAGAUGAAUCGCCGCGGAAACUGUUCGGCGCUGCAGUUUGUUCAGGGGAUUGCUAUUGACAAACAUGGAAUUAUGUGGGUGGUAGAUUCCGGUCGAACUGAAACACUUCAGAGGGGUACGAAUCAGGUCACUUGUACUCCGAAAAUUGUGCUUCUGGAUCUCAAACGCAACGGAACGGUCAUUAUGCGUUAUGAAUUCCCCCCGGAAGUGGUUCCUGCGGGAGUAAACUAUUUGAACAAAGUAGUCAUUGAUGAUGCAUUUGGCGGAUUCGCGUAUAUUACGGACAACAGCGGUGGCGAUCCCGGUAUCGUAGUUUAUUCACGACAGCUGAAUCGUUCCUGGAAGGUUCGCGAAAGCAACUCCAUGCGUGCUGCCCAAAAUGCGGUCCGUUUCGCUAUCAACGAUACUGAAUUGAACUUCUCCAUCCACAUUGACGGCAUUGCUCUAGGACCCUACUACAAUCCUCACAUUCAAAACGACAUCGACCCCCAAAACGAUCCCCUGAUCGGAAACCAAAACUACGAAAGAAACGUGUAUUACAGUCCGUUGUCAAGCUAUCAUCUGUAUUCUCUACCAGCUUCCGUACUUCGUGAUCCGGAGUUCGUUAUGAAAGCAAGCCCCCGAGAUAUCCUAGAAUCUGUAACCGAUUAUGGUCGAAAAGCUUCGCAAACCGAUGGUAUGAUUAUGGACAACCAGGGUGAGUUGUACUAUGGUCUGCUGGGUGAACACGCCAUCGCGCGUUGGGAUUCGUACAAACCCUUCACGCCGAAGAAUCAGAUCGUGGUUGCCCGAGACAAGACACAUAUCCAGUGGGUUGACGGAAUGGGAUUCGAUCACGAGGGAUAUUUGUACGUGGUGGUUAACCGCCUGCACAACUUUGUCGCCGGAAAGUUGCAUCCCGAGGAUAUCAACUUCCGGAUUCUUCGAUCGAAGACAGGUGCGCUGAGCUACGUUGAGACCCCGGAUAAUGUUUUCAACAACGACGUCAGAUACCGAUACGAUGGAGAAGUGGAUAAUAGUCUGCUACACUACGGCUUAUCGUCAACCACGCCCGUCUCGAGUCGAUUAGAGUUAGCCGGUCUAUUCGGAAGAAGUGCAGGACAGACGAACGGUGGCAGUGUCAUUACGGCGCUGAUCUGUGCCCUGCUGGCCAAGCUGUUAGUUCUUUAGGACCCUCCUAUCUGCACAUGAUUCCUGAUUUCAGUUACCGUUCAGUAUCUUAAUUACAGUGUAAGUUGCAGCGAGUUGUAAAUAAAUCGUGUUACCAUAUGUGAAUAGUUUGUAAAAUUGACCAAACUGAAUGUUGAUAUUUGAAACUGUUCAAAACUGAUAAUAAUAAAGAGUUAAUUAUUAAGGUUAGAAUA